This is a messenger RNA of Tachysurus fulvidraco (yellow catfish), 1635 nucleotides long. RefSeq names its product caspase 9, apoptosis-related cysteine peptidase (gene casp9). Gene Ontology annotation, biological process: intrinsic apoptotic signaling pathway in response to DNA damage; regulation of apoptotic process; proteolysis. The record is from RefSeq and is a predicted model, not a curated record. Gene Ontology annotation, cellular component: cytoplasm. The transcript is spliced from 11 exons. The coding region runs from base 136 to 1464 and encodes 442 amino acids. NCBI's taxonomy places the organism in Eukaryota, Metazoa, Chordata, Actinopteri, Siluriformes, Bagridae.
UGAACAGAACUCACAGCAGACAUGUCUGCGCGCACGAUAGCACAGUCUGCGUUUCAUCAACGCGGUUUGUGUCGCAUAAACGCACCCAAGAGUGACGUUUGCGCAGGAUGGUUGAUGUAAACAAGGAAGUCUAAAAUGGAGCGCAGGCAUAAAGAGAUCCUUCGACGGAAGAGGAUAAAUCUUGUGUUGAGUUUAAACCCUUCUGAUGUCUACGACGGACUUCUGUCGAGGGGCAUCUUUACUGACGAUAUGAUUGAUGAGAUAAAGAACUCUGGUCCAAGACGUGCUCAAGCCAGGCAGCUGGUGAGGGAUCUAGAGACAAGAGGAAGUCUGGCCUUUCCAGCCUUCUUGGAGUGUCUUCGAGAAACUGGGCAGCACACUCUGGCUGAACUGCUGGAGAGUGGAGAUCCUGUUCCUGUACCCGUUCCUCUCCCUGUGCAGCCGAGCAUAAUCCCUCUCCCUGUGCAGCCGAGCAUAAUCCCUCUCCCUGUCUCAGGGAAUCUUCUCGAUUUUAAAAAGCCAGAAGGAGGUGAUGCUCCUAAGAAACCGAUUCCGUUGAAACCAAAAACAUUGCCUAUUGCAUCUAUUGAGGAUGAAACUGAAAUACCUAGAUCAACAAGGCCCAGAAGUGACAGCAUACAGUCCUAUAAGAUGGAAGCCAGUCCAUGUGGAGUCUGUUUGAUCAUCAAUAACGUGGAAUUUGACUCUGGCUCUGAGCUAAAGAAUCGCUUGGGGUCUGAUAUCGACUGCGAAAAGCUGGAGAGACGAUUCAGAUCUCUCAACUUUCAUGUUCUUGUUAAGAGGAACUUAAAAUGCAAACAUAUACGACACGAGCUGGCCACACUAGCUAAAAUGGAUCAUUCUGUGUAUGACUGCUGUGUGGUGGUCAUAUUAUCACAUGGCACUGAGGCAAGUCAUAAUCGCUUCCCUGGAGCAGUUCAUGGUGUAGAUGGUCUCUCAGUCGCAGUACAGAUCAUCACUAACUACCUCAAUGGGCAGAACUGUCCCUCUCUGCAGGGCAAGCCCAAAGUCUUCUUCAUCCAGGCUUGUGGAGGAGGCGAGACAGACACAGGCUUUGAGGUCUCUCCCGAUGAGGUACAGCACACAGCACCAAGGCUAGAUGAGCAGGCGGACGCUAUUCCCACAUCCUCCAGCAGUGACUCGCUCAGCUUGUCUGAUGAACCAGACGCUCGGGCCACCCUUCCCACACCCAGCGACAUCCUAGUGUCCUACUCAACAUUUCCAGGAUAUGUAUCAUGGAGGGACACGAACAAAGGCUCGUGGUAUGUGGAGACUCUGGAUCGUGUACUGGAGAACAAUGCUGACACUGAUGACCUUGUCACCAUGUUAAUGAUGGUGAACAACGAGGUCUCUCAAAUAUCCGCUAAGGGCCUGUACAAACAGAUGCCUGGAUCGUUCAACUUUCUCCGGAAGCUGUUCUACUUUCAGGUCUUGAAGACAUAAGCUUAAAAAUGAACAUAUGAAUAAACAAAUGAGCAUUAAGAUUAAAACCGGUUGAUCCUUAUUUAAAAAAAAAAUGGUUACAUUCAAUUUAAUGGCUACUGAAUUAAAUCCAGAAACUGCAACUAGACAUAUCAUUGUACUGUAUAAAUAAAUGUUUACCUUGUUACUUGA